UUGCGCGCGGAAGUGAACGUGAGGUCGGAGCGCGCUUCUGGGAUAUCGGGUCGGUGAUGGACACGGCAGGGUUACUGAAGGGGGCCGCAGCCGUGGGAUCGCGAGCUCGGCGGAAACUUCUUACGGCGGAAGAAGCGGAACUAUUUGAACUUGCGCAGGCUGCGGGGAGCGGCAUUGACCCGGAAGUGUUUAAGAUUCUGCUGGACCUUCUACGCAUGAAUGUGGCACCUUUGGCUGUCUUUCAAAUGUUGCGUUCCAUGUGUGCUGGGCAGAGAUUAAUUAGUACUGAGGCUCCUCCUGAUGCAGCACGAGAGCCCCCAAUUGUGUCUGCCAAGACCAGUAAAAUCCCUGCACCACUCUCAUUUUCCUCUGUCCUUCGACCUCCACGAAUAAGAGUCCCUAAGGCUGUGGUCUACAGUCCUGCUGCAGCUUGCUCGCCUCUCUCUCAAGGUCCCCCUGGCUCUUUCCAGUUUUCUUGCUGCCUGUUCUCUCCUUUUGCAGGGAGAGCCAGAACCAUUUCUACAGCAGCUGGGAAUCAACCUGUGUCAGAUCAUAGCAACCGAGAAGGAUCUAGUCAACGAGUACCACGGCAGCCAAGUGCCAGCAGGCUGCCAAAGACUGGGUGUCCUGUGAAAAAUACAUAGAUACUUAGAAAAUGGCUAAAAAAUUAUUGUGAUGUUCCAAAAUGUCAAUCACUGUUCAUUCCAGGAAAACCAAUGACUAGAAUUCUAUGGAAAGUUCUAACUAUUAAAUAACAUAAUGACUCUGUCCGAAUUAAUUCAUUGUUCAGUUUAAAUAUCAGGCAGUACAGAAUAUACUGUUUCCGUAUUUCUUGUAUUACUGUUCAUGAUUACAUGUAGUUACUUGUUGAUUUCUAUUGGGAAAUUUUUUUGAAAUUAAGUUUAAAAAAUCUUUUAACUCGUCUCCUGUUGAAUCCAUGUGCUUAUUCACAGAACAUUUUUGGCAGUACAGGUAGUUCUCAACUUACAACUACAAUUAAGCCCAAAAUUUCUGUUGCUAAACAAAACAUUUGUUAAGUGAAGUUUGCUCCAUUUUAUGACCUUUCUUGCCACAAUUGUUAAGUGAAUCACUGCAGUUGUGAAGUUAGUAACAUGCUUGUUAAGUGAAUCUGGCUUCCCCAUUGACUUUGCUUUUCAGAAGGUUGCAAAAGGUGGAUCAUGUGACCCCAGGUAACUGCAACCAUCAUAAACAUAAACCAGUUGCCAAGCAUCCAAAUUUUGGUCAUGUGACCAUGGGGAUGCUACAACAGUCAUAAGUGUGAAAAAAAGUCAUAAGUCCCUUUUUCCAGUACCAUUGUUACUUUCAAUGGUCACUACAUGAACUGUUAUUAAGUCAAAGACUACCUGUAGUACAGAAGUGAUUUGCCUUUGCCUUCUUCCAUAAAUGAAUGAAUGAAAAUCUCUUUUUUUCUUCAGUAAAGCCUAUGGCUCUGGGAUUUUCUGAUGGUCUUUCAUGCAAAUGCUAAUCAAAUCUGACCUUGCAUGAGCUUGUUUUUCCAAGAUCAGCCAAAGCUGGGUGGAUACUCAACUUCGCUUUAAAACAGGCAUGCCAUCUUUCACCCAAUAGGCAGCCAACCUUAAAUCGUGAAUUCUAUGCAUAUGUUUUUGGGAAUAAAUUCAGAAGGAUUAGAAUUAUUUCAGUCUGCUACUGCAUUCCUGAAACAAAUUUAUUAACAAAUACAGAACGAAGAUGCAAAUUCAAUUCUGUUAUGUAUUCAUGUAUGUACCUUUAAAUAUUUGAGCGGGAAAUCAGCACGUUGCUGAUUGGACGAAGCCUCCAGUAGAACUGUAUAAAAGGAGAGGUUUUUCCCCCAGCCUGUUGCUGGGUUCACCCUAUAUUAAAGAGCUGUUGUCACUA
Ahaetulla prasina is the source of this 1878-nucleotide messenger RNA. RefSeq names its product mitotic-spindle organizing protein 2A-like. NCBI's taxonomy places the organism in Eukaryota, Metazoa, Chordata, Lepidosauria, Squamata, Colubridae. Bases 57 to 644 code for a protein of 195 amino acids. The transcript is spliced from 4 exons. Gene Ontology annotation, cellular component: centrosome; spindle. The record is from RefSeq and is a predicted model, not a curated record.